AGGGAAGGCCAUGUCUGAGAAGAAAUCCCGAAGUUCGGACAUCUGUCCCAAAUGCGGCAUCUGCAGCUGGAGUGCCGACAGCUACUUGUGGAGCUGCAAGAAAUGCUCCCGGAGUUCCCGAAAUGAUCCGGGCCUUCGGGGUCCGGAGGGGGUAGGGCCGAUGGAGGAGCAAGGAGCACGUUCCACCUCAUGUCCGCGGCGAUGGAGAGAGAGGAAGUGUAGCAGUACCGUAAUGGGGAAAGUCGACAUAGACGUCCCCUGUCGGAAAGCCCUUUCUAGGCGCUCUCUCCGGCAGAAGUUCCAGGAUGCAGUGGGCCAGUGCUUCCCUCUCCGCACUGACCACCACCAACAUCACCACCACCAUCACGGCUGCCCAACGGGAGCCUACCGGGGGGCCUUUUCUGUGCUCCUCUGGACCAAGCGUCCGAUCCAUGUCACGGAGCUCAUGCAGGACAAGUGCCCCUUCUCGUCCAAGUCAGAGCUGGCCCACUGCUGGCACCUCAUCAAGAAGCAUGCCACCCACCCCAGCGCCAUUGUGGGCCUAGAGGUUGCCCAAGCCGCCAAGGCUGCACAGGCUGCUGGCAAAGAACCAGUCCCGUCCGCUUACACAUCCCCGCCUUCGACACCUCUUUCAUGGGAAGGCAUCUGCUUGAGUAGGCCCCUGAGCAUUGAGGACUGGGAUCUCUCCCAUCCGCAUGGCAGAGCAGCCUAUGGUGGCAGCCAUACAGAUAACAUCCUGGUCCCUGACCUCCUGCAGAUCAACAAUAGCCCGUGUUACUGGGGCGUUCUGGACCGCUUCCAGGCAGAGGAGCUCCUGGAAGGCCAGCCCGAGGGCACCUUCCUCCUCCGCGACUCGGCCCAGGACAAGUUCCUCUUCUCCGUCAGCUUCCGCCGCUAUAGCCGCUCUCUCCAUGCGCGUAUCGAGCAGAACGGCAAGCGUUUCAGCUUCGAUGGCCGCGAUCCGUGCAUGUACAGGGACCCCAGCGUGACAGGCCUGCUCCGGCACUACAGCGACCCAGCCACAUGCCUCUUCUUUGAGCCCCUCCUGUCCCGCCCUCUGGCCCAGACUUUCCCAUUCACCCUGCAGCACCUGUGUCGCGCAGUGAUCUGUAGCUGCACUACGUACCAGGGCAUCAAGAUCCUUCCACUGCCUUAUCAGCUCAGGGACUAUCUUAGGCAGUACCACUACUAGUGAAAUGGGGCUUGUGCAGUAUAAAACAAUGACAAUUUCUGACUUCAUAAUUAUAGUCCCAUGGGUUACUACUCUUCCAUAUUGACCAUGUUUCAUUGGUUUUUAGAGACUUGUGAAGACCCUUACUGCCUUCAGAAAGUAUUCACACCCAUAGACUUUUUACACAUUUUGUUGUGUU
Messenger RNA from Salmo salar (Atlantic salmon), 1370 nucleotides. Lineage: Eukaryota; Metazoa; Chordata; Actinopteri; Salmoniformes; Salmonidae. The record is from RefSeq and is a predicted model, not a curated record.